GACGUACGACUCUGACGCGUUCGUGAACCGGAUAUGGUCUGAUGGGGGCGGGGCCUAACCCGGAUGCUGAAACUGCAGCGCUCUGCCGCUGCUAGCUCCGUUAAACUGUCUGUUUUUGGCUUUAGGACAGAAUGUCUGCGCAGAAUUUAGACAACAGCGAAGAUGUGAGCGAAUGUUCAGCGUUGAAGGAGGAAAUGAACAGAAAGGUAAAGGAGCAGAAGAUUAUUGUGGACGAGCUCUCUAAUCUGAAGAAAAACAAGAAAGUUUACCUCCAGCAGAGGAACAGCAACAUCUUCUUCCUGGCAGACAGAAACCAGACUCUGAGUUCCUGUAGAAAGGAUCUGGAUUACAUGAAGAAGGAGCUGCAGGAUCUGUGACGUCACCGCCACCAUGUGUGGCAUCUUUUGCCUGUUGAGUCUGUCUGCAGCUCAGUCCAAGCAGGACAAAACAAUCUGGGAACAUCUGCGGAGAAGAGGAC
Messenger RNA from Girardinichthys multiradiatus, 478 nucleotides. RefSeq names its product ASNSD1 upstream open reading frame protein-like. The coding region runs from base 132 to 377 and encodes 81 amino acids. The record is from RefSeq and is a predicted model, not a curated record. The transcript has 4 exons. NCBI's taxonomy places the organism in Eukaryota, Metazoa, Chordata, Actinopteri, Cyprinodontiformes, Goodeidae.